This is a messenger RNA of Xenopus laevis (African clawed frog), 3335 nucleotides long. RefSeq names its product interferon regulatory factor 6. Bases 197 to 1579 code for a protein of 460 amino acids. Lineage: Eukaryota; Metazoa; Chordata; Amphibia; Anura; Pipidae. The transcript is spliced from 8 exons. The record is from RefSeq and is a predicted model, not a curated record.
UGACAUCAUCAAAUACCUGAGGCAGGCAGGCAGGCAGGCGGACAGGAAAAGGGAGAGAGACAAUCAGGCCGGGAGUCAGUGGGAGGAGGAAGAGUGAGGGGGAGACCUGAUCCUCCCCACACUUUGGCAAUAUUGGCACUUUACACUCGGACAUAGAGGACUCUAGAGAAAACUUGCAGAGCCCCAGGCAGAGGUCAUGGCUUUGCAACCUCGACGCGUUCGGCUAAAACCAUGGCUGGUGGCCCAGGUGGAUAGUGGAAUGUACCCUGGUCUCGUCUGGUUGAACAGAGAGGCAAAAAGGUUCCAGAUCCCAUGGAAACAUGCAACAAGGCAUAGCCCCCAGCAGGAAGAAGAAAAGACAAUAUUUAAGGCCUGGGCUGUUGAGACCAGCAAAUACCAAGAAGGAGCUGAUGAACCAGACCCAGCCAAAUGGAAGGCCCAACUGCGCUGUGCACUGAAUAAGAGCCGAGAGUUUAAACUUAUGUAUGAUGGGACCAAAGAGGUUCCUAUGAACCCAGUGAAAAUCUAUGAGGUGUGUGACAUCCCCCAGUCUCAAGGAUCUAUCAUCAACCCAGGUUCUGCAGGAUCUGCACCAUGGGAUGAUGAUGAAUUUGAAGAGAGUGAGCUAAAUAAGUCUCAGAAUCAUGUACCAAUCCAGGAGCCCUUUAACUGCCUGAAUAUCAGUGCAGACUCACCCAUGGGAUCAUCUAGUACAGGCAGCUGCACCCCUGAGCAAACAUGGCCAAAGACUGAGCCUCAGGAGAUGGAAGUGCCCCCAACAUCAGGCCCUGCUGACUUUUUCAGUUCUCCCGAGAUGUGGAUCAGUUCCCUACCAAUGACUGACUUAGAAAUCCAGUUCUAUUAUCGGGGGAAAGAGAUGGGUCAGGCGACGAUAGUCAGUAACCCUCAAGGCUGCCGACUUUUCUAUGGCGACCUGGGACCAAUGCCCAAUCAGGAAGAGCUGUUUGGACCCAUCACCCUUGAACAAGUUCGCUUCCCUGGGACAGAACAAAUUGUAAAUGAAAAACAGAAGCUCUUUACUAGUCGUCUUCUUGAUGUCAUGGACAGGGGUCUGAUAUUAGAAGUCAGUGGGCAUGCCAUAUAUGCAAUCAGACUGUGCCAGUGUAAAGUCUACUGGAGUGGGCCCUGCUCACCAUCUCCGACUACCCCAAACCUUAUUGAAAGGCAGAAGAGAGUUAAACUUUUCUGUCUGGAGACUUUCCUUAGUGAACUUAUUUGUCAUCAGAGGGGGGCUCCUACAAAGCAGCCACCAUGUGAAAUCUACUUAUGCUUCGGAGAGGAGUGGCCAGAUGACAAAUCCAGAGAAAGAAAGCUCAUCAUUGUUCAGAUAAUACCAGUUGUAGCACGUAUGAUACUUGAGAUGUUUAGUGGGGACAGCACCCGUUCCUUUGACAGUGGAAGCAUCCGUCUGCAAAUCUCUGUCCCUGACAUCAAAGACAACAUUGUUGCUCACCUGAAACAACUGUAUCGCCUUCUUCAGAACCACCAAGGGCCAGAUGCUUGGCCUCUCAUGCAGCCCCAAAACAUGCACCUGGCUGAGACACUUCAAACCCAGUGAGGACUGGUUCCUCACAAAACUCUUGUCUUUUUAAAGCAGCACAAACUACUGCCCCUGCUGGGGGACCUUUUACUAUAUUAUAGUGUAGAUGAAGGACCCCCCCCCAGUAAUAUGGAAGCUUUAAUGCAUUAACAUCUUAGGUCCAAUCAAUUGUAUACCCCUUGCACAUAUCGGACAUGCUGUUUUAGAGUCAUUGUAGCUUUAAAAGCAGGGAAUAUUACUGGUUUUACAAUUAGGCUUAUGACAGGUGUUCCACAGGGGAGCCUGCAGCUGCCCCAUUUGUGAAUUUACAGGUUAGAAUGGGACACGUGGGACAGAAAAGCACAGCCCUGUUUGAAAAGAGACAAGUGGAUUUUAUUCAUUUUUGUCACUACACAUACAGGUUAGCACGGGGUUUUAUCUUCUUGUAUUUUUCCAGAAGCUGAAUAAAAUGCUUCACAAUACAUUAAGGCUUACUGAAAGCUGUUUUUUCUAAAGCACGGGCAGAAAUUGAGCUUUCUGCAAAUUUUACCACCAUUGUACUUGUACUCUACUUAUUUAUUAUUUUUAUUGCAUUAAAAUUAUUUUUUCUCCUCCAGUAACAUAUUAAAAUAAUUUCAUAGUAUAGUAUUCAGUGCUGUUAGUGUGAAACCAUAGGACUAUGUGGCAUGAAGGUCAGAUGAAGGGGGGAGUACAUCUACAAAUUGACUUUCUUUUUUUAGAAACCUUGGUUUCUCAUCAAGCAUUCACCAGUAACUAAAUAGGCCAUCUAAAUUCUAGAAUAGAAGGAGAACAAAUAUCAUUUGAUUAAAAAAAAGAUAUAGCUUCAUUGCCAUCUAAAUCACUUCUACAAUUUCAAUUUGGUGGUUGGAAAAUAACGAAAAAUAUGUUACUGAAAUUUACUUUUGUGUACAACAUGCUCAAGUUUAUGUAAAAUUCCCCCUUUUUUUUUUUUUAAUAGCAAAAUUAUACUAUUUGGGGUAUAUUACAUGACUGCAAUACCUUUUAAAUAAAUAUUUAAUAACCAUGCAAAAUUAAACAAAUAAUUCAUUGGUGCAAACAAUGUAUUCAUAAUCUGCUAAUAAAUACCCUUUUUUCCAAGAAAAUUUUGAAAUUUCGUUGUAAUUACAUUGCCACAGGGCAUUCUUACAGUCACACUAUACAUAUGAGGUUUUCAUUGUAGAAUAUGUGGCUGCAUGUGGCAUCUCUUGCUAUACAUUUCCAAUUUUACUUCUAGUAUACUGCUUAUGUGCAACUCUAGUGAGCCUGACUGAGGUACAAGGGAUCUCUGGGAAAACAGGGUAAGAUGGCAGCAUUGUGCUUAUGUAGAAAAAAUCAUAGGCCAGUCAAAUUCAUUCAUGAGCAAAUCACAGUAGAAAAAUUGAAAAUGUAAUUUGUGUGCCUAACAAAUUGAUACCCACUAGGCUUUUAUGUCUUUUAGGGCAUGUGCACUUGUGCUGUUUUGUCACUCACAGAUACAAAUCAAUAAAGGAAUUCUUUAGAAAUGUAUCCAAGUACACUAUAACUAUAAUGAACAGUGCAUGAUAAGGACUGAUAUAAUGACAAAUGAUAGUCCUCAUUGUGCUGUGUGUAACUGCUAAAGCAUUUUUGGCAAAUUACAUAAUGUAUCUCCACACAGUCACCCAUAACUGUCUUUUUUUUUUUUAACAAUUCUUUUAUUGUGCAAUUAUAGCAAUACAGUCAGACAGUUGUAUAAUAGCAUUGCAUCUUUGUUUUCUUUUACACAAACCAAUUAAACAGUUCUUACAAACUUUAA